Molecule: messenger RNA, 1566 nt
Organism: Periconia digitata
Lineage: Eukaryota; Fungi; Ascomycota; Dothideomycetes; Pleosporales; Periconiaceae
Source: the annotation of a GenBank genome assembly
UCCUCGGGCUUUUCAAAAGGGAAUCUCCUUCCUCUGAACACAAUCGAUCAAACCACGAUCACCAUGCAAGCGGGAGAUGUGCACACUGUCCUCCGAUGCGGACAGUGCAACAAGCCGUUCGAUAAGCCCGCCUCACUGAAGAGACACGGAUACUAUUGUCGGUCGCGGAAUGGUACUAGUUCGACUCGGGCACGGUCUUGCACCUCCUGCGCAUCGAACAAGACGCGUUGUGGAAAUGAACGACCUUCUUGCUCCCGGUGCGUGGCUAAAGGCCUUGUGUGCCAGUAUCCUAUCAAAACUACGAGGAGCAGACAACCCAAAGAUAGAACACGCAAUGGUAUGCUCAACAACAUUUCUCAACUUCCUGCCGAUGUUGUAAUUACGCCAUCAACUGUCGACGAUAUCGACCAAGUCAUCACCCUGGAAGAUGGAUGCAUUGUUCCCGGACAGGAACUUGUCCCAUUUGACGACGCCUCGGCGGACUGGGGCGGGAUCGACAUAGACUUUUCUGCACUCGAUUAUCUUCAAGAGUAUGGACAACCUGCACACCAAUCCGGCCUGCCAACGCCACUAAACCUAUCUGAACUGGCACCCUCUUUUUACGAUAUCGGAGUAACAGCACAACCUGCAAUAGCACCCCCGGAGUGGAUUCCCAGGCCGAUGGCGAGCCCGCGGAAGCUCAUGUUCAGGCAGGAUCUCAAUAAAGGGAAGCAGAGGAUUGCCGACUUGCUGCUCCGUACGCUGAGGUCAUAUCCACUGAUGAUGCUGCGGCACGACAAGCUUCCACCGUUUAUCCACCCGCAGUUCCAAGCCUUAGGUCUUGAAGGUGUGUCACUGGACUCUUUGACGAAUUGCAUUGGUUUGGUGAGGAUGAUUAGCGGCAAAGUUCAAGGAAGCCGGAAGUUGUUCUGGAAGAAUGUUACGGCGGAGUGUGAACGUAUCCGCGCAGAGAUUGUGAAUUUUGAUAGAUGGGACAUCCUCAUUGGCAUGCAAGCGGUGUCGGUGUACCUCCUCGUCCGAAUCUGUGAGGGAGAGACAGACGAAAACAACGUUGACUUCCUCCUCCUAUCGACCCUAGCAUUACUUACCAUGCAAGUCCAAAAUAUUGGCUGGAAAUGCGACACUGUUUACGCAAACUGCCUCUACGGUGGGAGAAUCGGGUGGAAAGACUGGGUGUUUGAAGAGUCCCGGCGUAGACUUUCUGCAAUGUUCCGAAUCGUAGGCAUGAUUGUGUAUCUGGAUCCAGCGACGAUGUGCGAUCUACAAAGAGACCUCAUCAUCGCCCCACUGCCUAGCAAGAAAGAGCUGUGGGAGGCUAGCAGCCAGGAGGCGUGGCGGAUGGAGGCACAAAAAGAAUACGGGUCGCCGACGGUGUUUGGGUUAGCAAAGGACGGGGAGCUGUUGGAGAUUAAAGCGGGCAAGACUUUUUGCGCAGAUCAUUUCUCGGGGUAUAUGGGGGCGGGGGAGACGGGACAGGAGAGAAAAGUAGCAGAUUGGGAGGAAUGGUGUUUGGGGAUGGAUGGAUUUGGAGGACUGAUUAUGCUUGCUGCCUCUUUGGUUGGGUAG